UCUGCCAACUUAAUUUUCUCAAGGCUGGUUUUUCAAGUUUUCUUGAUUGUUGUUUCUUAAUCUUGUUGCUUGACCUUAUUUGGUGUUUCCAAUUGAAGUCUUCACAUUGAAGACAAUUUAAUAUAAUGAUGAUUAUCAAAUAGAAGAUAAAAUUUCAGUGUUGACUGUUAUCUUCUUCUUGUUUCAUUUUCAAACAAAAUGGCGACCAGAAAAUUGAAGAAAUUUCUAAUUCUAUUGGACGAUGAAAGUCUCCUCUAUUUCCCUGGUUCAUUUCUUUCAGGUAAAGUUUUAUUGGAACUCGAGGAAUCAACACCAGCCAUAGGCCUUUAUUUUCACAUCAUUGGUGAAGGUGUUGUUAAUCUGUCGGAUAAAGGAAGGAUAAUCCAAACGGAUAAAGAAAAUUACAUCGAUUUUCGGAUGAGGCUUCUUGGCGAAGGUGAAACCAAAAGUGAUAUCGGUAGCACUGCGAACGGAUCUGUGGCCAGUAAUCGAGUGCUCAUUUUGUCCCCUGGAGUUCACACUUUUCCCUUUAAAUUAGGCCUUCCUUUGGGUCUUCCGUCAACAUUUCUAGGUAAACACGGUUGGGUCCAAUACUAUUGUAAAGCCGUUCUAAAGGAUCCUCAUAAUGUACUUCAUAAGAACCAGCAAGUUUUCAUUGUGAUGAACCCGAUUGACCUUAACUUGGAACCAACUUUAUUGACGCAACCUUUUCAUUGUGAAGUUGAAGAUAAAAUUGGGAUAAACUGUAUAACCCGAGGAUUGGUCAGUUGCCGUGUUCGUCUUGACCGUGGAGGUUACGUUCCAGGAGAAAGUAUCAAAAUCUAUGCUCACAUCGAAAACAAUAGUAAAGUUACAAUUAAAAAGACCAAAGCCAUUCUAACAGAGACAAUUCAAUAUACAGCGAAAAAUAAACUGGCCCAUUCCGAGUCACGGGAACUUGCGUCCAUCGAAAGAGGCAAAAUCGUUCCCAAAGCCUCCGAUCAAUGGAGAGGUGAACUACUCUACAUACCACCGUUACCACCGACAAAUCUUCGUGGUUGCCACCUAAUUAAAAUUCAAUAUGAUGUCUAUUUUAUCGUUGAUGGUAAAGGAAGUAAACCAAUUAAACUGCAACUUCCGAUCAUGUUGGCAACUUACCCGUUGCGAAACAAAGAUGGCACAUUGUCAAGGCGAAAAGGAACUCACUAUCCGUCGACUCUUCCGAUUUCGAGGCCAUGGCUUGACGGGGAAAAGAAAUUGAAACCUUAAAUUGUCAAUCAACUAUUAGGCAAUUUUCUUUAAUUGAAACAAAUUGUUUCGUAAUAACAACAAUAACGAAUCACAAUUAACAUGGAAACAUCAAUAACUCGGCUUCAAAUUUUCACUGAAUUUCAAUCAAUUUGAUUAUUCUUGAUUCUUGUUUUGUAGCCUCAUCUUUAAUUAAACCUCCAAGGACUCAAUUAGUUGAUUUAAUUAACAAACAGAUAAUUUGAGUUAAAACCUUUUCUACUAAUCAUCAUUUUCGUUGAUUAUUAUCAUUUGAUUAUCUAUCCCUCUUCAUUAAUCACUAAUCACUUUUGUAACAUUGAAUACAUGAUAAUAUGAUUGUGAUGAAAACUUUUUAAUUGUUGAUGAUUAUAAAUGUGAACAAUUUUACAAUGAUUAAUUUGAUUUUCCCCAAAUCAACCUUGUAAACACAACAUGAAAUCAAAACCAUUUGAUUAAAUUUGGAUAAUUUAACAAAAACCAAACAAAUGAAAUUAACUGAUUAACGAUUAAAUUUAAUCGCUCACAAUUAAAUGAAUAUCAGAAUGAAAA
This is a messenger RNA of Panonychus citri (citrus red mite), 1797 nucleotides long. It is a transcript of the gene Vdup1, whose product is annotated as arrestin domain-containing protein 2-like. The transcript is spliced from 7 exons. Bases 199 to 1248 code for a protein of 349 amino acids. The record is from RefSeq and is a predicted model, not a curated record. Gene Ontology annotation, biological process: protein transport. Lineage: Eukaryota; Metazoa; Arthropoda; Arachnida; Trombidiformes; Tetranychidae. Gene Ontology annotation, cellular component: cytoplasm.